AUGAAAGGCCUCCUGCCCGACAGCAGGAGCAUUUUCCUCAACCUCGCCGCUCGGUGCUUUGUCAAGGGCCUGCCAUGCAAACGCAAGCGAGCGGACCACGCUACCAGCAAACAAGACCGGACGAGAAGGCGCACGGUUUUCCCGGCCGCGAGCAACGCUCACCCCAUCAGUGAAGAGGCCGUCAGGUACGCAAGCAACGAGAGACGCUCCCAUGAUCGCUUGUGCAUCUGGCAGACUCUUGCGUUUGAUGGGUGUGCCAUGGUGUGCCUGACCGAAGGAAGUGCUUCCAUGCAUGGUUACUCCCUUAUUCGGGCCACGGAAGUUCUUGUGAAAUCUUGCUCGACGCUAUGCUCGGCUUUAACAUUCCAGACGAGCCAAGGCGGGUGCGUCCUCCGUUUCAGCUCCUGCAGCCUCGAGCAGCCGGAUGACGACUCGCUGUCUUUUACUCUCGAAAUUGUCGAUGACUCCCGCUCAUCUUCUGACCAAAAUGCUGAAUCCAGGAAAAGGAAACAAAUAAGCAGUGAUGUUGUGGAAGGAGCUCAGAAGCGCAUGCGGCCGACCAUUAUACCUUGCGAGUGGUCGUCCACUGCCGACUUGAUAAUGUCCGUAUGUGACAGGCUUCCACCUGUUGUUCCAGUCUGCGGAGGGAAAGGUACAAAGCUGUUGCAUAUCUCGACGCCGACGUUGGCCAGCCAGAGUUUACAAUCCCAGGAUGCUUAUCACUUCACGUUCUUGAAGAACCGAUCACUGGCAAGGAUCAGCGCUUCUGGAAUCGUUCCUUUUCUCAUGCUUUUCAUUGCAGGCUCUCCCGUCUCACAUCUACGUGUCCCGCAAAGGUGCUUCUUCUACGGUGACAUAACUCCACAAUCGGAUCCAAAGGCAUAUGUCAAAUACUUCAAGGAUCUUUACGACUCUUUUCGACGGGCCGCGCUUGAGAUUCCGCUGGUCAUCAACUCGCUUGGAUGGCGGGCAGGUGUCGGAUACGACCUCUUGGUUGAUAUACUGCGUUAUUCGACGCCCACGCAUGUGGUAGAGAUCCACUCCGCAGACGAUGAGAGUGUUCCGCCGCUGCCUGAUGACAUUGCCUCCGUCCUUCAUCUAGAACGCGCUUUCUCCUGCUCGACUGAGCCUGACCGUGCUGUCAGGACGGCUGCUCAGCUUAGAGCUCUCAGAGUGGUGCAUUACUUCCAUGAUUACGAUAGAAUCGAUUCUUCGCUUGGCCUUCGAUUUGAGGAAGUUGCAAGAACACUAGCCUGCCAGGUUCCUUAUCAAGUUUCAGCGGAUGAUCUCAACAUCGUGCAUCUUCAUGUCCAGGUCCCAGUAUCUCAGAAGUUGUUCGGCUUGAAUGCUCAACUUGUUGGUUUGGCUACCAGCUCUCACAGAGGAGAAGAGCAACCCCCAUGCGUUGGUUUCGGUAUUGUCCGGGCUAUCGAUGCUGACCGGCGCAUCUUGUACAUACUUACGCCAUGCUCGCCAAACGUCCUCGAGGGAGUGGACACUAUACUGCAAGGUCGCGUGGACGUUCCUGCUACUCUACUACAGGUGGAAGGAUACAUGUGCCCCUAUCUGAGCACAAGUCAAGUAGUUGAAGGCACCGGCUCAUCUAUUUUACGAAGACGACUGCCCAAGAGGAAGAUUUCUUUGUCAUGAUCGUUGUUAUCUCACCGCUGCGAGUGUAUUCUUUACCUUUGGAAUACUAAACGAGGCUGAGAAAAAGCUAGUGUUUGUGGCA
This is a messenger RNA of Selaginella moellendorffii, 1732 nucleotides long. RefSeq names its product polynucleotide 5'-hydroxyl-kinase NOL9-like. The transcript is spliced from 10 exons. Gene Ontology annotation, cellular component: nucleus. NCBI's taxonomy places the organism in Eukaryota, Viridiplantae, Streptophyta, Lycopodiopsida, Selaginellales, Selaginellaceae. The record is from RefSeq and is a predicted model, not a curated record. The coding region runs from base 1 to 1650 and encodes 549 amino acids. Gene Ontology annotation, biological process: cleavage in ITS2 between 5.8S rRNA and LSU-rRNA of tricistronic rRNA transcript (SSU-rRNA, 5.8S rRNA, LSU-rRNA). Gene Ontology annotation, molecular function: polynucleotide 5'-hydroxyl-kinase activity.